UUAUUGAAGAGUGGAAUGAGUUAUCAAAUUUUACAUCUCGAACUUUGUCUUCUUUUCACGUCACGUGUUUAUUUUACAAUCGGUUAUCUAUUGUAUAUCGAGGUCAAUGAUACAUGUAUUAUAAAUACGAGCGGUCGCAAACCUGUUGGUUGCCUGUUGCACCAAAGUAUCUUCACUGUAAACAUGCCGGAAUGUUUGAGCAUCCACAUCGGACAGGCGGGUGUCCAGAUGGGCAAUGCCUGCUGGGAGCUGUACUGUCUUGAGCAUGGAAUUCAGAAAGAUGGCACGACAGACAGCGAGAAAACGAGGAGCGACGAUAAUAUUACCACUUUCUUCUCCGAGGGCAGCCGCGGUCACUACAAGCCCCGGUCUGUGUUCGUCGACUUGGAGUCAACCGUCAUCUGUGAAAUCCGCAGCGGAGCCUACCAGAGGCUGUACCAUCCAGACCAACUCAUAACCGGCAAGGAAGAUGCGGCGAACAAUUACGCACGGGGUCAUUACACAGUGGGCAAGGAACUGAUCGAAAUCGUAAUGGACCGCAUCCGGAAAGAGGCAGAUAAGUGCACGUCCCUCCAGGGCUUCCUUAUCACACACAGUCUCGGCGGUGGCACUGGUUCGGGUUUCACGGCCCUGUUGGCUGAACAUCUUUCGGGGGACUAUGGAAAGAAAUCCAAGCUUCUUUUCAGCAUCUACCCUUCACCCAGGGUUGCCACUGCGGUCGUCGAACCUUACAACACUGUAUUAACCACGCAUGCAAUGCUCGAUCUCACGGACGUCGCUUUCCUUAUGGAUAACGAAUCUUCGUUCGAAAUGUGCCAACGCAAACUCGACAUCGAACGCCCUUCCUACACUCACCUGAAUCGUCUAGCGGCUCAGGUGAAGUCUUCUAUCACGGCUUCAUUGCGCUUUGACGGUGCCCUUAAUGUAGACCUCAACGAAUUCCAGACAAACUUGGUUCCUUAUCCCAGGAUCCACUUCCCGCUGGUGACCUAUGCUCCCGUGGUGUCUGCUGAAAAGGCUUACCACGAACAAUUCACGGUGGCACAGCUCACGAAGGCCUGCUUUGAGCCCGCAAACCAAAUGGUCAAAUGCGAUCCCCGAAACGGAAAAUACAUGGCUUGCUGCCUUCUGUACAGAGGUGAUGUCGUGCCGAAAGACGUGAAUGCAACCAUUGCAGCCAUCAAGCAACAGCGCACCAUUCGUUUCGUCGAUUGGUGCCCCACGGGAUUCAAGGUUGGCAUCAAUUACCAGCGGCCCACGGUAAUACCCGGAGGGGACAUGGCCAGCGUUCAACGAGCAGUCACCCUCUUGUCAAACACAACUGCCAUCGCACAAGCCUGGGCUCAGAUCAACUGGAAAUUUGAUCUGAUGUAUGCUAAGCGGGCCUUCGUCCAUUGGUACGUAGGAGAAGGAAUGGAAGAGGGAGAGUUCAGCGAAGCACGUGAAGAUUUGGCAGCCCUAGAGAAGGACUACGAAGAGGUUGCCAAGGAUGACGACGACGAAGAAGCUGGCGAAGAAUAUUAAUUUCUUUCAAUCCAUCAGUGUUUGCUUAGCAUGUUCUCGUUUUCUUCGCUAACACUACGAAAAUAUUUGGCUACAUUAAACUGCUUUGCUAUGGUGGA
Molecule: messenger RNA, 1622 nt
Organism: Ornithodoros turicata
Lineage: Eukaryota; Metazoa; Arthropoda; Arachnida; Ixodida; Argasidae
Product: tubulin alpha-8 chain-like
Exons: 7
Coding region: 16-1524 (502 amino acids)
Biological process (GO): microtubule cytoskeleton organization; mitotic cell cycle
Cellular component (GO): cytoplasm; microtubule
Molecular function (GO): structural constituent of cytoskeleton; GTP binding
Source: RefSeq, a predicted model, not a curated record